Messenger RNA from Vidua chalybeata, 2416 nucleotides. Its product is annotated as rho GTPase-activating protein 27-like. Gene Ontology annotation, molecular function: protein binding. Gene Ontology annotation, biological process: signal transduction; regulation of GTPase activity. The record is from RefSeq and is a predicted model, not a curated record. Gene Ontology annotation, cellular component: cytoplasm. NCBI's taxonomy places the organism in Eukaryota, Metazoa, Chordata, Aves, Passeriformes, Viduidae. The transcript is spliced from 13 exons. Bases 89 to 2416 code for a protein of 775 amino acids.
GUGACCCCAGGGCCCUAGGGAGUUCCAGCAGGUUCGGGCGGUUUGCGAAACCGCCGCGUAGGGCUGCAGGCGGAGGCGCGGGGAGGCCAUGGAGGCGGCAGAGCCGGCGGAGGAGGCGCUGGUGCUGGUAGAGUACGGCUUCGAGUACCACGCCAAGGACGGCACCUUGGUCUCCAUCAAACCCAACGAGCGCUAUGUCCUGCUCAAACGCACCAACCCGCACUGGUGGCACGUCCGCAGGAGCGGGGACGCUCGGGCCUUCUACAUCCCGGCCCAGUACGUCAAGGAGCUGCCUCCCAUCGCCGCCCCAGCCCCGCUUGAGCCCCCGCCAUCGGGACAUGCUGCGACAGAGCCGGCCGCGCUCGUCCCUCAGCCCCCGCCAGCCUACGAGUAUCGGUUCAUCGGCGCCGCCGAGCCGGGGGAGUCGGCAGGAGGGUGCCCAGUGCCCAGGAGAGACUCGGUGCCCAGGAGGGACUCGGUGCCCAGGAGAGACUCGGUGCCCAGGAGGGACUCUCCACCAUCACUCAGCUCUUUUCGGGUCCUCCCGGAGCUGACCCCGCACCCCGCUGAGCCUGUGAGACCUUCGCACUCCCUGGAUGACCUGGCGCGGGUGACACCAGCACCUCGCAGUGCCACUGAUGCCAUGGGGGCACGCGGGGACUCCCCAGGACACGCUCGGCCGCUCGGGAAGAGCCGCUCCGAGACCCUCUGCGCCUCCGGCAAGGAUAGGGACGUGGUCAGGAGGUGGCCGGGAGCCGGCCCUGCAGCUCAGGCACGCAAGGAGUCAGAGGAGACACCUGAUCCCAUCUACCUCAACAUCCAGGAGCUGCGGGAAGAGGCCGCCGCCAGCUCGGCCCCGGAGGAGCCUGGUGGCUCCGUGUUGGACUGGGAAACCCACACGGACACGGACAGUGGGCAUUUGUUUUAUUAUAACCCGGUGACAGGCGAGACCACGUGGGAUUGUCCCUUCGGGCAGGCGGCCGAUGGAGUGAGUCCCGCCGCCUCUCCCGCCUCCUCGCUCGCACACAGCCCGGAGCUUCCCGAGUGGGAACAGCACGUGGACAAAGGAAGCGGACAGACUUUUUUCUAUAAUUCGGUGACAGGUGAGACGUCGUGGGACCCCCCCACUGCAGGAGACACAGGCAGCCCCCGGGAGAUGCACCCUGGGGGGACGUGGUACGGUCCCAUGGAGCAGAGGCCACCCACUCCAGAAACGGAUUAUCCCGACCUGUCUCCAGAUGAGCUGGAGUGUUAUCCCGAGGAAGACUAUUCACCUGUGGGCUCCUAUGAUCAGGGGGCCUCUCUCUGCCUGUCCCCGAGGCACCCCGAGGAGCUGGGCUCACCCCCGGGCUGGUAUGGGCAUGGCCACCCCGAGGGAAUCAUGUUCUACCCCGAGCACUUCGCCCCUGACACGGUGCCAUCGGGCGGCCGCCACAAGCGGGCCAGCAGCGGCUCCAGCCAGGACAGCGGGCUCUUCGCCUGGCAUAGCGCCGUGUCACCGGCACUGGGCAGCAAGGAGGAGAAGUUUAAAAGCCUCGAAAAAGCCGGUGUGCUCAACCGGACCAAGACAGUGGACAGAGGGAAGCGGCUCCGGAAGAACUGGAGCUCCUCCUGGACAGUGCUGGAAGGGGGAAUCCUCACCUUCUUCAAGGACUCAAAGCACUCAGCUGCCAGUGCCCUGAGGCACCCCAGCACCCUGACCAUCCCCGAGCACACGGUGAAGCUGCACGGGGCCACUCUCACCUGGGCCGGCAGAGACAAGUCCAGCAAGAAGAAUGUCCUGGAGCUGAGGACGCGGGAGGGCUCGGAAUUCCUCAUCCAGCAUGACUCGGAGCAGAUCAUCACCGCCUGGCACAGGGCCAUCGCAGACAGCAUCGGCCAGAAGGGCUCCGACAUCCCCGGAGAGGAGGAGGCCGAAAUUCGGGCUGAAUUCGGCUCCCGGGAGAAGCUGGGGGGCGGCGAGGAGCGGAGGGCAGCGGCCGGGCAGGUGACGGGCAGUGCCGAGAGUGACACCAGCCGAGUCCGGAACAAACUCCGCAAGUUCCUGCAGAGGCGGCCGACGCUGCAGUCCCUGCGGGAGCGGGGCUACAUCAAGGACCAGGUUUUUGGCUGCUCGCUGCUGGCACUGUGUGAGCGGGAGCGAGGGACAGUGCCACGCUUCGUCCUGCAGUGCAUCUGGACUGUGGAGAGGAGAGGUCUGGACAUUGAUGGCCUGUACCGGGUCAGUGGCAACCUGGCCACCAUCCAGAAACUGCGCUACAAGGUGGAGCACGGUACGGUCACCCGCAGUGACAGUGAGGGACAAUGGGGUAUCACCCCCUUCGGGGGCAGAGGGACAGGGGAGGGGGCAGCCAGGGACCACCCCCUAUCCCUGGGGCUCUGGACACGGCUGAGAUGCUGCCCCACCCCCAGAUGA